Molecule: messenger RNA, 5834 nt
Organism: Chara braunii
Lineage: Eukaryota; Viridiplantae; Streptophyta; Charophyceae; Charales; Characeae
Source: the annotation of a GenBank genome assembly
CGUGAUGUUUCCUGCAUUUCUUCAUGUCUCCAGUACUCCAGCUAUGUUCGCACUCGGUCCACAGGAUAUCUGUUCAUCCUGGUGAUGGCGUGGAUGAGUGGUAGUUCUCACGCUGUAGAAAGGGAGGAGGUACAGGCCUGUGGCGUGAUGCCGGCGGUAACUCCUAUUGAUCUGCCGGGACGCUGGCUCCUUUCACCAAGAAGGCAUGUUUUGGCGGUGGGGUCCGUGACUUCGCGGGCGGCCCUGUCCACGUCUGCGGCGUCGUCAGCUGCGUCGUCUGCGCCCUCAUCAGCUGCUCAGUCCUCGGGUGUGCCUUCAACGGCUCUGCCGUCGUCCGCUGCUCCGUCGGCCCUUCUAUCUUCUACGCCUUCGUCCGCUCCUCCGCCCUCAGCUAAGUCUUUGUCGGCUCCAUCACCGUCCGCGGCUUGUUCGGCAACGCCCUCUUCUUCCGCUUCGUCAGCUGGUCCACCCGCGGCUGCGGCUCUGCCUACUGCGCUCGCGUUUACGACUUCGUCGGCAAUUCCCUUUCCUACGGCUUCGCCAGCUGCUCCGCCCUCGUCUGCGGUUCCGUCAGCUGCUCUGCCUUUGUCUGCGGCUUCGCCGGAUGCUCCACCCUCGUUUGUGGCGUCGCCAGCUCUGUCCACUUCAGGCCCAAAGCCGCAGUCGGGGUUCGUUCUUUCGAAUACUGCUUUGCUUCCCUCCAGCAGAGUGGUGUGGUUUCACACUGCCACUCCUCCGUUCCUAUUCUCAAGGGCCACAAAGCUCUCCUGCGGUUCUUUCGUCUAUGACUUGGCCUUCGCCGCCCUAAGUACGGCAUUUUACGUCGUACUGGGAGAGUACUGCUUCACGCAGGACGUUAUCACUCGUCACCGUGAGUCGUUCUGGAAAGCAGAUCUCGCUCAAGCAAAUCACGAUCCUAAUGGCCUCGGUCACGAGGAGCUACUCAGCUACUGGUGGCCGUACGUCGAGGGAAGCGGAUCAGCUGAGCAGACACCAUCUAUCCAGUACCCUGGCUUAAACGACAGCUCGUUGAUGGCCAGCGUUGAUGCCAUGGUUCUGUCGCGAACGGAGGAGAGCCUUAUCGUCUUGUCAAACCCAUCUGUGAACCCCGAGCGUGCUUACUCCACGAUCUCCACGUUGUCGACAGAAAAUGGCAGUAGAAGUUCCAAGUCGUUAACGGUGACUGCUGCUGCCAGUUUAACUUUCAAUCCGAACAAGACGAAGUUGUACAUAGCUUUAGCUCAUGGCCCCGUUCGUAUUCUAUCCACUCCCGUGGACGAGUCAGGGAUACCCAUCGAUGGCGCGCAAUGGAAAGAAGUCAGAACAUUCUCUCCCGGCGACGAUCACGAUAUCAAGGCUGUAAUGUUUAGCUCACAGAGCUUUGUUUCAGACGAGCGCUGCCUCUAUUUUGGGGACUCUGAGAACCUUCGUGUGUGGGGAAUCGAUCCCCUUGCCUCUGGCACCCCUGACCCGGUGCUCGUCGCUGGAUCCGGGGCGAGAGGACUGGUUGAUAAGGACGGAUUAAACUCGUCCUUCAACAACUUGACAAACAUCGUCGCGACUCCCGACGGAUGCAACGUCUUCGUCAUCGACUACUACUACGGUGUGCUUCGCUGGCUUCAGCUGGACUCGCCGUGCUCCCUGGCUCGCAGUGUGACGACGGUAGCAAGUUACAGCGGGUUACAAACGCUGAGACUCCGUCAGUCCGGCGACGACCACUGCCUAUACGUCGGGGCGGACGAUGGCUCGGUGACUGAGCUGAAAAUAAACGUCUCUCACCUGCACUCUUGCGCGCCUCGACCGCCAUCGCCAGGCGGCGACUCCUCGUCUUCUUCUAACGCGAACGGCCCCGCUUCUGCCUCUUCUCCUCCAACUUCGGCCUCGCCAUCCGGCGAGCCCUCCGGGCCGAAAACAACCCCGAGGGGACCUCGCAAUCUAGCUUUAACCGUGGGUAUCCCGCUGUCUCUUCUCGCAUUCCUUGGCCUGGCCGCUUGCACAAGCUUCCUCGUAUUCAGAAAGUCUCGGCGUGACCGCGAAGAGGAACAGCGGAAGAUCAUCUCGGGGACCAACGGUAGUGGUAAGUUAAACACGAUUCCAAGGGCUGGUUCAUCGUCAGGGGCAGCCGGGAUCGAGCGGGGGGACGAGGGACUUCAUCCGUCCCUGGUCAAGGAGUUCUCUCUCGAAGCUCUGUCCCAUUGCACUCAGAACUUCAGCGAGAGCUACCGCAUCGGGCCGGGGGGGGCGUUUGGUAAUGUCUACUGGGGUUCGACGGAUGGAAACAACGAGUUGGCGAUCAAGGUGAUGACAGGCAGUCUGACAGCGGAGAAGAGAAGCAUGUUCGUGGCGGAGGUUAACACGCUGAGUAGAGUCCAUCACGCCAACCUCAUCCGACUCGUUGGAUACUGCCACGAGGGGAAUCGCUCGAUGUUGGUGUAUCCCUACGUUCCAGGGGGCAGCUUGUUUGCUCGUCUGCACGAGAGAGAGAAAGCCGUUCCGGGGAAACCUUCCAUCCCGCCUCUAACGCUCGUGGAGCGGAUGUCCGUCGCCUUGCAGAUCGCUAAGGGCCUAGCCUACCUUCACGAGGGUGCCGAUCCACCAGUCAUCCAUCGUGAUAUUAAGAGCAGCAACGUGCUCCUUGGCGAUGGCUCCGGGGAGAAAUUGCACGUCGUGGUGGCGGAUUUCGGCCUUGCGACCAUGGGAGAGAGAGUGUUCGGCACGCAGCGUGAGACGGUGGUGAAGACCUUGCAGAUGGCGGGGACGUUCGGUUACAUGGCCCCGGAGUACAUGAUGGGAGGAAUUCUCUCGGACAAGAAUGACGUGUACGCUUUCGGCGUUAUCUUUCUGGAGCUGCUGACGGGCCGGAGGGCCGUGGCGAAGGCACCGUCUGGGGUUGGAUGGGUAACCCUAGCGGACUGGGCGAAGCCGUUACUUAGUAGGGUUUCCGUCGGUGUCGAGAUGCCGUGCCAGAUUUUGGACCCCUGUUUGCGUGAUCAGGCGGCGGGAUUCAGGUUCAGCCGUAUGGUUACGGGGACGCUUGAUUUGGCGAGCGCGUGUCUCCGGGAGGACGAUAGAGCAAGGCCAGCGAUGAGCGGAUUGGUGGAGAAGAUAGGCAAUCUGCUCAAUGAAGCUCAGAUCAAUCUUAGGAUAGCGAACCGGUAAUCGCAUACGGAGAUGUCAUUAUGAGAGAAUUGAUCCCAGAACGGGCCAUGGCGAUCCCCUCGGUUACUGGGGGUUAGGAGAUUCAUCGCAAGCGACAGCUGUCGAAGAAGAGCCUGCUCUAUGUGUAGUGGACUUGUCGCUUCUACUAGAAUAAUGGCCCAGGAACCGGUUAUCGAUGAUUAACAGUUUGCAGGACAGGAUGGGUUCGAUGGAUCUGGCAAGAAGGGACUGAUGGUGUACCUGCGGCAGCAGGCCCACUCUCGCUGAGAAUGGUAGUGGUGAGCACAGUGGGAUGGAUGUCGCACGUUCACCAUGGACAGCACUCCGACGUCGACGCUGAGACAACCAAGCUGAAUGAAUCACGAAAAGACAACUGUAUCCUGAGCUGGGGCUAGACCCUAGCAGGCAGGCAGGGCCUGCAGCCCGGUCCUAUGCAGUGGGGCCAGGCUGAGGGCCUGGUCAGGCAGGCCCAUAACAGGCAGGGCCUGAGUAGUACGGCUACUGUACCACUUUGCGUUGUGGCAAGAGACGGCGAGGAAAGUGACAGAUGGGCAGGAGGUUAAUCAUGUAGAAGGGCAUGAACGAUGAUGGCAGGAAGACUGGGGGGAGGUGCCACGGGUGGCAUAAAACUGGAUUUAUGGUGGGAAAACUCAGGCGAUGAAUGGUGAGCGGAAGGGAGAGAAAGGAGAUUUAAUUUAGUGGCAGGAGGAGGUUCAUAGACUCGGACAGAAGACCACGUGUUACAGGGAAGCGGAGAAAUACGGAAACAGACGUAGGGAUUUACAACGACCGGCGAAGGGUGUAGUUAAUUGAUAAGCGGAGCGGGAAGGAAAGCAAAGAGGGUUUGCUACCGCAGGGAGGGAAGGGAUGAAACGUUUUCGAAAGAGAAGGCCCUCACCAUGACUUAUGGAUACACGAAGGAAGGAAACACGGUAAGUUUCAUGGACUUCCUUUUUGUUUAAUUUUUCCGAAACUGCGACUGUGCUUGGCCAGUGACAAUUGUGGGCGUCUCUGAUUGAAAGGAACCCUGGGAAGUAAUACUAAUAUGGUAAUCAGGGAUGACUGACGGCCAAGCACGGCGCGCUGCAGGUGGGGUCCGGCCAAAAGCUGAGAGAAUCAUGCUGGCUGUUCCGGAAAUGUGUCCCGUCACCGAAGAUCAUCGAGUCGGACGUCUCGAUCUGUAGGCUGGCCGUCAGCUAACGAGAGUUCUAAUCGGAGGUGAACAUUGACGGCGUUAUCGCCUGGGAAUAGGGGAAGUGUAAAUACUAAAUUAUAUGAUCUACCUUCUUCUCCCGAAUACAACGUACGGUCAUUAUAGCUGUAUUAGACUGAAAGAUGCCCCAAAUACAGCUAUAAUGACCGUGCGUUGAAUUCGGGGGAGAAGGUAGUCAUUUGUGUGCAUAGUGUGUAAUGUGUGCAAUAGUCGAAUAGACGUCAUCCAGAAUCUUCUAUGCCGUAAUUGCCUGCCUGAGAUAAACCCCAGCAGAUUGGGGACUGGGGUUGGUAGGUCCCACCUGGGGCAACGUCCCACUCGCACGGAUUAGGACAUCUUCCCCGUUGAUUUUCGUCAUCCACGGUUGAUAUCUCUCGAUUCGGGCAAGGGGAUCUAGCCCCUGCUGCAGUUGAAAACCAGGCCUGAACCGACUGAUUGUCAGCCAAUCAGAUGACAGAUCUGCACGGUUGCCACUGGUUUCUUUCACAAUAGGUCGAAUAUCUUCUGCUUAGCCUGAUGGGACCUCGCUCGCCCCUGGAUCUGUUUGCUCGAGGAUUCCUCUUUUCUUUAGAUGCAUAUAAGCAGAUCAAUUGCGAUUUUCUGCGUUGUCCACAAUGACAUCCAGAUUCAGCUUUUCAAUCCAAGCCUCUUUGCCAGUGGGAUCUUGCAGUAAGUCUUGUAGGAAAGACGACAAUAGUAAUCAGGAGUAAGUGCGGUUCAGUAAAAAACGUGUUUCGGGUUGGCAAAAAAAAACACGCUCGGGCGAAAGACAGUUCAGAUCCUGUCUGUUUAGUACUAAAACAGGAUGCGUUUCUUCAGCAGCAGAAAAGUAUUAAGUGAAAGGUGACCCUUUGACAUCUUCUGAAUAGGGCGUCCGAGGGUCUGAAUCGUUUUUUGUUAUUAUUCUUUUGCUGGCAGAGAUAUAAUUUUUACGACUACGGAAGACCGUCUCGGAUGUGCAGAGAGUCAGCUUACCCUUGCUUACGACUGCAGUGGAACAGGGGUUUGACUUCCUGAUCUUGUUUUCUGAAUGGUAGAUGAUCAAGCUCACGCUGGCAAGGAGCACAAAUCUGAAAGAACUGUACCAUGGGUUGCAAACAAUAAGGGGCUGGCCUUCUUUCAGUAGAAAAUUAUAGAGUGAAAGCCCAGCUAAGAGAAAUGAAUUCAAAUGAUGCUUAUAUAAAUCGGAUGUACUUUUGUAGCAACUCAGGCUUUUUGGGCGACCUUUACUUUAAGGUAAUCAGGCAUCUCACUAUUAUUUAUGGAGGAAAUGGCUAUUAGAAAGAACAGGGGCGCAAUCGUAAGGAGGGAGACGAGGAGAGUUGGGAGUGGCAGCUCCAGUGAUCGGUUGUAAAUGCGAGCGGGCACGCGUGGACAAGAGGAAAGAGUACAGCUCGCUUUUUUUUCCCCUUUUCGGUCUGGGUGGCAUUUCCUCACUUUCCAAUAAAUGUGUGCAGUAUCC